AUGAAGUUCGCCAAGGUGCUCCAGCAGACUUUAUUAGAGGAAGAUAUUCCAGAAGAAUGGGUGGAGGCUGCUAUUCAAUACAAAGCGCUCAAGAAAUAUAUCGGCAAGGUUGUGCAUGAGUUGGAGUUCUUGGGUCUUUCCAAGUCCGACUUGAAGCUUUUGCUAGAUGAUGAAACCACCAAGCGGACGGUGGAGUUAAAUGACGAAGAAACGGUGCCAACCAAUCCUAUUGUUGCCGAGUAUUCGCUCAAAAAGCUGAGAAACUCUGAAGAUAUCGUGGCAUACUUGAAGAUCACCUUGAAUGAUACUGAGAAAACGUAUAACGAAAACCAUAUCCAGGAGCUAGCGGACCAGAUUCGGGCCCGGAUUGACAAGGCGACAUCCACCGAUGAAGAGGACCAUCAUAUUGUGGAGAUCAAAGAGGAAGAUGACCGUUUAGUGUUGUCUCCAACUACAUCUCGAAAGGAAGAGAUGGUGACGGUGCAGAACAACAACGAGAUCAUUAUCAUGCUCAAGUCAGACACCAAAUUCUUCAAGAUGCUAAACUCUGAGCUUGGAAAUCUUGAUAGCAUUCGGAACCAGGAGGAGAAGUCGUUGAUCGACCACAUUGAGCAGAUCAGUGAUGUAGUGCUGUCUCUUUCACAUAAAAAAACUGAUAUGUACAAGUGGAGAGAGCUAUUUCGGAUUUAUCUUGACUCGGAGGUAUUCUUCAGGUACAACGAGACGACGCUGUUGCAGCUGCAGCGGAGCUCGGAGCAGAUCAGAGCCAAUCUCGAUGAAUUCAUGGGCCGUGUCCAGAAAUCUAACGUCGUUAAUACUCUUGACAAGAAGAGGUCGGUGACUGCCUUCAGUGAGUUUGUUGAGCUCAAUGAGCGACUUUUAAAGAUCCUUCUGUUCCAGGCCAUCAACAGCACAGCGUUGAGAAAGAUCUUGAAGAAAUUCGACAAGCAAACGGCGUUGAAUAUCUCAGCUAAGUUCCCAGACCUCAUUUCAAAAGAUCAUAUCUUUAUCACUGGGUCAUCGUUAGCACAGUCCAUCUGCUUUGUGAUGCAGAACAAGCUUCUCACGCUCAUUCCCCAGAUCGACGACUACACAUGUGCAAUUUGCAUGUCCAUUGCAUUCAAGCCUAUUCGGCUUGAGUGUGGCCACUUUUUCUGUGUUAGAUGCUUGGUGAAGUUGAAACAGCGUCACAAGUUGGACUGUCCGUUCUGUCGUGCUAAAAAUGCCGUUGUCAAUGCAGAUUCCAGCAAUUUGGACACGGAAACCAUGGCAAUGAUGCAGAAAUACUUUCCGAGGGAGGUCAAGGAGAAGUUGAAGGAGGUGGAUCGUGAGAAGUUUGGAGAUGUCCACAACAAGCAGUGCACUAUUUCUUAA
Molecule: messenger RNA, 1374 nt
Organism: Sungouiella intermedia
Lineage: Eukaryota; Fungi; Ascomycota; Pichiomycetes; Serinales; Metschnikowiaceae
Source: the annotation of a GenBank genome assembly